AUGCGCAUUUCUCACACAAACCACUUUAAUCAAAGCAACCCAAAAAUUCUAACCUCAAAUUUCUCAAUCAAUUUAAUUUCAGAAUCUGACGAUGACCUCAGGUGUAAUAGAAAUUUAAUUUGGUCUCCCUUUUAUUGUGUUCUCCAACAAGAGGAACAAACAUUCACAGCAUAUUGCUCCGAGGAACUAUCGAUAAUUCCCGUAACACCAAAUCGGGAAAUCAGGCUAGCAGAUGUAUUCUUUGCGGAACUGCCACGCAUCAGACUUGAUGGACGAUCAAGUGAGUCACGACCGCGUACACGAAAAGCCAUUUGGGAACCAUCUCCAUCAACUAUUCAUGAAGAGGCUGAAGACGAAAUGGUCUUCAAUUCAUCAAAUAUUGAGCUGAAUACAGCACUGCAAGGUUGUUUAGCCAAUCUCCAGCAAACUAUAAAAACCAGUACAGUUGCAAAACGUCCACUAAUCAUCAAUAUAAAUCCAUGA
Molecule: messenger RNA, 483 nt
Organism: Chironomus riparius
Lineage: Eukaryota; Metazoa; Arthropoda; Insecta; Diptera; Chironomidae
Source: the annotation of a GenBank genome assembly